CAUAGAACGCAAGUAUGGACGGCUGCGCAGCCUGAUGACAUCACUACAUUAGCCAGCCAGCUAGCUAGGUGUUGUUCAGGCGGUGGCUGUUCAAUAAUAGCUGGCGUUUCACAUCUUUUGGAGGCCAAAGUCUUCCACUUGACUGUCUGCAAAGGUAUUUAUACCUUAAUCUGCAAUGGACGUUGAUGUGAAGAGGCUAAAAGUGAACGAGUUGAAGGAGGAGCUGCAGAAGAGGGGGUUAGACACCCGCGGCCUGAAGGCGGACCUGGUAGACAGACUGAAGGCUGCUUUAGAGAGCGAAGCAGCAGCACAGGAUGCACAGGAAAUCAUACCUGAUGAUGGAAAGCAAACCGAAGCAGUUGCAGGUGAGGAGGAGCCUGGCUAUGAAGACGUGUCGCACCAGGGACAGCAGGAAGAUAAGGCAGCUCAGAUCAAAGAUGAGACAAAAGUCAUGCCUGAUGUAGCUCACUGUGUUCCUGACUUCUCUGGAGAUGUCAGCGUGAACAGAGCGGAGAUUGUCGAGGAGCCUGAAGUUAAACCUGAAACAGAGACGUUGCCUGUUUACACAGAAGAGCAAAAUGCACAACCAGGUGAGGUGAAGGAGGAAGAUGAUGUAAAGCCAGACCAGCAGCAGGACCCUGGAGCAGCCAGUGAGUGGGAAGAGGUCCAGCAGGCUUCACGUUACACAUCCCAUCAGGACAGCCAGGCACCUUACGGCCGCAAAAGACACCACGAUGACGCCCAUGGAUAUAGUUACUACGAGCAUCGAGAGGACAAGAGGUCCCGCUCACCUCAGCCUCCAGCUGAAGAAGAUGAGGAGGAUUUUGAUGACACACUGGUGGCCAUUGAUACCUAUAAUUGCGAUCUGCACUUCAAAGUUGCCCGAGACCGCUACAGUGGCUACCCUCUCACCAUUGAAGGCUUUGCUUACCUGUGGUCCGGCGCACGCGCCUCAUACGGUGUGAACAAGGGCCGUGUCUGCUAUGAGAUGAGGAUAACAGAAGAGAUCUCAGUCAAACAUCUUCCCAGCGGUGAGCCUGAUCCACAUGUAGUGAGAGUGGGCUGGUCUCUGGAUUCCUGCAGCACACAGCUUGGUGAAGAGCCUUUCUCUUAUGGAUAUGGUGGAACAGGAAAAAAAUCCUCCAACUGCAAAUUUGAAGAUUAUGGGCAGAAAUUUGGUGAAAAUGAUGUCAUUGGAUGCUAUAUUGACUUUGACAGUAGUCAUGAAGUGGAGAUUUCAUUCUCUAAGAAUGGGAAGUGGUUGGAUGUAGCAUUCCGGGUGAGAAAGGAGGAGCUGGCUGGUCGAGUGCUUUUCCCUCAUAUCCUGGUGAAGAACUGUGCUGUGGAGUUUAACUUUGGUCAGAAGGAGGAGCCUUUCUUCCCUUCACCAGAGGGAUACGUGUUCAUCCAGACUGUUGCAAUGGAGGACAGGACUAGAGGCACUGUGGGUCCUGCAACCAAGGCGGACUGUGAGAUCUUGAUGAUGGUUGGUCUGCCUGCAUGUGGCAAAACCACUUGGGCAGCCAAGCAUGCUGAGAUGAACCCUGAGAAGAAAUACAACAUACUCGGCACCAACGCCAUUAUGGAAAAGAUGAAGGUGAUGGGUCUGAGGCGUCAGAGGAAUUACGCAGGUCGCUGGGACGUUCUCAUUCAGCAAGCCACGCAGUGUCUGAACCGACUCAUCCAGAUCGCCGCCCGCAAGAAACGCAACUACAUUCUGGACCAGACAAAUGUAUAUGGAUCAGCCCAGAGACGAAAAAUGCGUCCCUUUGAAGGGUUUCAACGCAAGGCUAUUGUAAUUUGUCCCACGGACGAGGACUUAAAAGAGCGAACGUUAAAGCAAACUGAUGUGGAAGGGAAGGAUGUGCCCGAUCAUGCUGUUUUAGAAAUGAAAGCUAACUUUGUGCUGCCGGAGUCUGGAGAUUUCCUGGAUGAGGUGACCUUCGUUGAGCUGCAGAGAGACGAGGCAGAGAAGUUGGUGAAGCAGUACAACGAGGAGGGCCGGCGGGCUGCGCCUCCACCUGAAAAACGCUAUGAUAACCGGCAGACGGGUUACCGCGGCCAAAGCAGCAGCUUCCAGCGCUAUGACAACCGUGGAGGUCCACGAGGAGGCUAUCAGAACCGUGGCGGCUCUGGAGGAGGAUACAGACCAGGUUUUAAACGUGGAGGCUAUAACCAGAAUGGCUGGGGUGGGAAUUACAGAGACAACAGCUCAAGAGGUGGCUACAACCGUAACCAGAACUAUGGAGGAAGCUACAACAGCAACCACCAAGGUUCUUAUAAUAAGGAUGGAUACAGCCAGAGCUACAACCAAGGAUAUAACCAAGAUUACAACCAGAGCAACUAUAACCAAGGCAGCUACAACCAAGGAAGCUACAACUACGGUAAUUACAGCCAGUAUCCUGGAUAUGGACAAGGCUACAGUGAUAAUCAAGCCUCUGGGUACAACCAGCAACAGAGCUACAACCAGCAGUACCAGCAGUAUGCCCAGCAGUGGCAACAGUACUAUCAGAACCAGAGCCAGUGGAACCAGUACUACAGCCAGUAUGGCAACUACUCUGGGCAACAGGGCAACAGCCAGGGCCAGUGAAGUGUGUGUCAUCCAGAUACCUUCUUGUAAUUCAUGUAAUCCUUCUUGCAUCUGCACGUGUCAUCACACACCCUAUUUUUUCAUGACCUUAUCCCUUUAUAUCCAGUCUUCUCCAACCAUUCUAGCAGGGUGUAUGCUGCAUUUGGGAUUCUUUUGUAGUUGGUUUGAGAAUUGCAGAUGAUCCUGUUGAGUCAGAGAACCUUUAUAUUAUAAUUUAGCUUGUAAGUGACUUACAAGUGACGCAGAAUCCAAUUUAAAAUUACAGCUGAGCUGGUGAGGGUUAAGGGUUUUGGGUGGCUUUUUGGCAGUCGAGAAAUCUUAACCUUACAGUAAUUAGAGGUUGCACAUAAGGACAAACACCAUAUUGCAAUUACAGAUUGCAGUUGCAGUAUACCUAGCAAUAUAUUACAUAUUCGAGGAUAUGUGAAGGUUAAAGAUGGACUUGUAUUAAUUUGACGCGUUUUUUAGGAUCCUGCCAAUCACUCUAAAAAAAUAUAUAUAUAUAUAUAUCCAGACCCUCUUUAAUCAGCUCACAUAUCUAAAAAGAGUACGUUUGUGUGGCUUCUUUAACGUUAUUAUUGUGAUAACAAUGAAUAAAUUAUAUAUUGUGCAGCUCUAACCACUGAGCGACCACUGCCCUCCUGAAAGAAGUGUGCUUGUGUAAUUAGUUUGAAUUGUAUAUUAUGAAUAUAAGAUGAGCUCUUUUAAUUUCUAUUUAGCUAAUUUUAUCAUCACUUUGCAUCAUGCAUUGCUUGUUUCUGUUAAUACAAAAAAAGUAUGGUUUAAUGUUAAAGGAAAAACCCACCCUGAACUACUUAUUAAUCUUUAUAAUCAAACGGUUUAAACUGGUCCUUUUUCACUUGGGUUAACGGUUUCCUACGUUACCCACAAUGCCCUUCGACAACCUGCUGAUAGUGAUGCCUGUGGGAUAAAGAGAAGGAUAAAUAGCGUGAUGCAGCAGCACUUUAAUCCUUCAGUCUGUCCAGCUCUCUCACAUCGUCAUCUGUGCACUCUGCUCAACUUUCAUUCUAAUACCUCCAUCAGCACCAUCAUGUUUGUCAUCUCGUAGCUCACUAACAAUUGUGUUAUUGCUGCCUACACUAGUUCUGCGUUGGAUUUCUCGUUAAUGUGAUGUUGCAUGUUGCGUGAAAACGGUGAGGAAAGAAGCGCAAAAUAUCAGUAUUAUCAUUUAUGUUUGAGUUCACUGAAAUUUGUUCUCCUAUUAAACACCAUUGUAACUGCACUAGCAACGUCCACCUGUGACAUCAGCAUGGCUCGCAACUGCCAUCUUCUCACACGAAUAACAAAAAUACAGCACCAACAAUAAAUUAGCAUGAGAAUCACAAAUCUGUUAAUAUAAAAAUGUUUAAUGUGUUUCAGGGUGGAGUUUUCCUUUAAGGACAGUGGAAUGUCGAUUUAGCACAGCUACAUACAUUGUAAAUGAUUAUGGUUCAUAAAUGGCAUAACCGAAAGCAUGUGGUCUGUGAUGUGAUUUUUGUUACCGUUUGUCAUGAAUUGUGUAAAAUGGAAAGUUUUUUUCCCUUGUAAAAUUGACUUUUGAGAUUUUAAUACAGUGAUUGAAAAGAUUUUAAGAAUGUUGAUAACGCUGAUCCUGAGUAAUUUUUCAUUGUGUCUCAUUGUGCAGUUUUCUUUUUCAUGUUUUGAAAAUAAAUUCACAUAACACC
Messenger RNA from Pangasianodon hypophthalmus (striped catfish), 4275 nucleotides. It is a transcript of the gene hnrnpul1, whose product is annotated as heterogeneous nuclear ribonucleoprotein U-like 1. The record is from RefSeq and is a predicted model, not a curated record. The coding region runs from base 176 to 2590 and encodes 804 amino acids. The transcript has 16 exons. Gene Ontology annotation, molecular function: protein binding. NCBI's taxonomy places the organism in Eukaryota, Metazoa, Chordata, Actinopteri, Siluriformes, Pangasiidae.